Molecule: messenger RNA, 1339 nt
Organism: Gorilla gorilla gorilla (western lowland gorilla)
Lineage: Eukaryota; Metazoa; Chordata; Mammalia; Primates; Hominidae
Gene: CFAP161
Product: cilia and flagella associated protein 161
Exons: 7
Coding region: 39-986 (315 amino acids)
Biological process (GO): cilium assembly
Cellular component (GO): motile cilium
Source: RefSeq, a predicted model, not a curated record
UGGGGCCGGGUCGUCAUGGCGACGCGCCACGCUAACGCAUGGUGUCGGAGGGAGGCCCACUUGCUGAACAGCAGGGAGCGAUGGCGCAGAACGUGUAUGGUCCGGGAGUCCGGAUAGGCAACUGGAAUGAGGAUGUCUACCUGGAGGAGGAGCUCAUGAAAGACUUCUUAGAGAAGAGAGACAAGGGGAAACUUCUCAUACAGAGAAGUAGAAGACUAAAACAGAAUCUCUUGAGACCGAUGCAACUUUCCGUAACUGAAGAUGGCUAUAUUCAUUACGGUGACAAAGUGAUGCUUGUGAAUCCUGAUGAUCCUGACACAGAAGCUGAUGUGUUUCUGCGUGGGGACCUGAGCCUGUGUAUGACUCCAGAUGAAAUUCAGUCCCAUCUGAAAGACGAAUUAGAGGUACCCUGUGGCCUGAGUGCAGUUCAAGCCAAGACCCCAAUUGGCAGAAACACGUUUAUCAUUUUGAGUGUACACAGAGAUGCCACUGGUCAAGUCCUUAGAUAUGGGCAGGACUUUUGCCUGGGGAUAACAGGAGGAUUUGACAACAAAAUGUUGUAUUUAUCAAGUGACCACAGGACCCUCCUGAAAUCGUCUAAGAGGUCUUGGCUGCAGGAAGUGUACCUAACAGAUGAGGUCUCCCAUAUGAACUGCUGGCAGGCUGCCUUCCCUGACCCCCAGUUACGCCUGGAAUAUGAAGGCUUCCCCGUCCCGGCAAAUGCUAAAAUUCUCAUCAAUCACUGUCACACAAAUCGGGGACUGGCAGCCCACCGGCAUCUUUUCUUAAGCACCUAUUUUGGAAAGGAGGCUGAGGUUGUAGCUCACACAUACCUGGAUUCACACAGAGUUGAAAAACCAAGGAACCACUGGAUGUUGGUUACUGGGAAUCCCAGGGAUGCCUCGUCCUCCAUAUUGGAUCUUCCCAAACCACCUGCAGAGGACACUCGAGCCAUGGAGCAGGCCAUGGGCCUUGACACGCAGUAACACGCCAGGCACGUGCAUGUUUUCCCUGGUCCCGCUCUCAUCAAAUGUAGCUUUAAAAGAAAUUAACAACCUUGGUCAUGCCUCAAGCUAUUUUUGAAUCAGAUGUGGAACUCUCUGGGCACUAUAUUAAAAUAAAGAUUACAUUAAGAUUAUUCAAUUUGUGGUGGGAGUCUAGGGCUGAAGAAAAACAGCUGUGGAGAAUAAAUAGUAUUUGAAAGUGAUAAACAAUAGCCUUUUGUUGAUAAACAAAUUCUGAAGAACUCAGCUUCCUCUACUUAUAUCCUUUGUUGUCUACAAGGACAAUGCAUUACUUUUUAAAGUUAUGUCUAUGUAAUAAAGCUGUUGGAACUAUA